AUGAGUGCCCCCGAACGCGUCAAUGCUGGCAUCGGAAUCGCGUACGGGCUACUCCAUCUGGACCUUGUAAUAUACAUGAUUGAUUACCGCGCGUCUAGUUCACAAGCCCGAUAUUUCCGCGAGAGGCAAGAUAAGAUAAAAAACGUCGUCAAGGACUUCGGCGUGCUCCAACGCUUCUACGAGGGCAUUCAGCUCAGAGGCAUCGCACUAUCGCUUAUUAAGGAGGUGGACGACAUCGUGGAGAAUUUCCGAAGUUGGAGCUGGGAAGCGGUAUACCGCGCUCAGAAUAAGGUAUACGACCACAUGGAAGAAGAGCUCCGGCGACUCGGCAUGAUCCCGCCGGAACAACAAGCCGAGGGUAGCGCAAAGUGGGAGUGGGAUCCGCACCGGAGGCAAUACUACUACUGGGCGGGCGCGGAUAACAUGUACAAGUAUCAGAACGGCCUGUGGGUUAGGCCCGACGGUACAGAAACAAACGCUGCUCAGGAAGCAGCGUUGAAGAGGGCGGCCGAGGAGGCUGCCAGAAGGGGUCCACCUGCUCCUCCAGCGCUGCCGGGAUAUGCAAAUGGUGUCACCGACGGGAUGCGGCAGCUCACUAUGGGGAAGGGCGAGGAUCAUAACGACUACGAGGAGCAGGUCGAUUGA
Molecule: messenger RNA, 645 nt
Organism: Trematosphaeria pertusa
Lineage: Eukaryota; Fungi; Ascomycota; Dothideomycetes; Pleosporales; Trematosphaeriaceae
Exons: 2
Coding region: 1-645 (214 amino acids)
Source: RefSeq, a predicted model, not a curated record